Molecule: messenger RNA, 898 nt
Organism: Suillus bovinus
Lineage: Eukaryota; Fungi; Basidiomycota; Agaricomycetes; Boletales; Suillaceae
Product: mitochondrial 18 KDa protein-domain-containing protein
Exons: 3
Coding region: 89-736 (215 amino acids)
Biological process (GO): mitochondrial fission
Cellular component (GO): mitochondrion
Source: RefSeq, a predicted model, not a curated record
UCAAACAAGAAAAAUGACCCCUCGAUUUCAAAUUAUGUAAUUUCAAUCCCAGUAGGCUUACAGUGGUCUAGUACUCAUACUUACAACUAUGUCGCAAAUGACAGAGAAAGCACAGAAUGAAAUUUCUUCUCUAGCUGACAGAAAUGUAGACAGCACAGACUCUGAUCUGCGUUACAUGGCAUAUGCUGCUCGUCUCAGGACUGCAGUACGUGCCGGCAGUCGUUACAUUGCAUAUACCAGUGAUGUCGGAGAGGCAUUUCGUCCCGUAGUGCCUCCUGCCGUAGUUACUGCAUGUUACGGUAUAUCAUGGCUAUACCUCGCUGGGUGCGUGCCCUUUCAUCAAUAUCUGUGCCGAAUAGUGACGAGUCAUACCAGCGACGUGAGCUACGAAGCGUAUAAAACCCAUAGACGUGGACCCAGCCCAAUAGAAGCCGCCCAUUUCUCCGAGCCGACAAGAGUAGGUAUGGUAGCCGUCAAACGUGCGGUUUUUCAAUCUGUAGCAUCAAUGGCUCUACCCGCAUUCACUAUUCACACCGCAGUCAACCAAGCAAAGAAAGCUUUCACGAACGUGCAAAACAAGAGAUUGAAGACGUGGGGUCCAACUAUCAGUGGACUUGCUAUCGUUCCUUUCUUGCCGUACAUAUUCGAUCACCCCGUUGAGACGGCAACGGACAAAGCAUUCGAGUGGAUAGAGAAGAGGCUAAUUGAGAGUCAAGAUAUUAGAGAGAAAUCAUAGUGGUAAUCGUACUAAUUAGAUCGCUUUUCUUAUCUACUGUUUACCCUAUAUCCUGUCUCUAAAGCACUGGAUUAUCGUCGCCAUUAAUAGUGUGGAUACUCCCUCGAACGCCGAACCUCUCGUGCCAGUACUGGGACUGGACAGCUAAUGCCGAAGUGGGGC